Molecule: messenger RNA, 1625 nt
Organism: Physeter macrocephalus (sperm whale)
Lineage: Eukaryota; Metazoa; Chordata; Mammalia; Artiodactyla; Physeteridae
Gene: BIN1
Product: bridging integrator 1
Exons: 11
Coding region: 1-1077 (358 amino acids)
Biological process (GO): regulation of endocytosis
Cellular component (GO): synaptic vesicle; plasma membrane
Molecular function (GO): tau protein binding; phospholipid binding
Source: RefSeq, a predicted model, not a curated record
AUGCCCAGCUGGCAAAACCAGAGCUGCCAGCAGACGGGCAUCCCCAGCUCCUGGCUGGGCAGAAUUCUCAGGCCCUCAGACUGUCUGUCUUCUCGGAGUUUGGAGCUGUCAGGAGGAAGGAGGGCUUGCUCCCGCCUGGUGCAGGAGACCCGGCAUCAGGCUCUCCGGCCUGGACGGGCGUGCAGAGCUGACUCCCUCGGCUCCCCUGCCGCCGCCCCCGAGAUCAGAGUUAACCACGAGCCCGAGCCGGCUGGCGCGGCCACCCCCGCGGCCGCCCUCCCCAGAUCCCCGUCUCAGCUCCGGAAAGGCCCACCAGUCCCUCCGCCUCCCAAACACACCCCGUCCAAGGAGGUCAAGCAGGAGCAGAUCCUCAGCCUGUUUGAGGACGCGUUUGUCCCUGAGAUCAGCGUGACCACCCCCUCCCAGUUUGAGGCCCCGGGGCCUUUCUCGGAGCAGGCCAGUCUGCUGGACCUGGACUUUGACCCCCUCCCACCUGUGGCAAGCCCUGUGAAGGCGCCCACGCCCUCUGGUCAGUCAAUUCCGUGGGACCUCUGGGAGCCCACAGAGAGUCCAGCUGGCAGCCUGCCUUCCAGGGAGCCCAGCGCUGCCGAGGGCACCUUUGCCGUGGCCUGGCCCAGCCAGACGGCCGAGCCGGGGGCUGCACAACCAGCAGAGGCCUCGGAGGUGGCUUGUGGGACCCCCGCUGCGGCUGGAGCCCAGGAGCCCGGGGAGACAGCAGCAAGUGAAGCAGCCUCCAGCUCUCUCCCUGCGGUGGUGGUGGAGACCUUCUCGGCAACUGUGAACGGCACCGUGGAGGGCGGCAGCGGGGCAGGGCGCCUGGACCUGCCCCCGGGGUUCAUGUUCAAGGUGCAGGCCCAGCACGACUACACGGCCACUGACACGGACGAGCUGCAGCUCAAAGCUGGGGACGUGGUGCUGGUGAUCCCUUUCCAGAACCCGGAGGAGCAGGAUGAAGGCUGGCUCAUGGGCGUGAAGGAGAGCGACUGGAAUCUGCACAAGGAGCUGGAGAAGUGCCGGGGCGUCUUCCCCGAGAACUUCACCGCGAGGGUGCAGUGAGAGCAGAGCGGCUGGUGGUGCUGCGGACGCGUGAACAGCAGCACCUUUUCCCGAAAAAUGUGUGUUUCUUUCUUUUUUUUUUCCGUUUUUGUUUUUAAACUUUUGAAAAGCAAAGGGAAAUUGAGGGGAGAGACCUAAGCCAGGAGGUGUCUUCCCAAAGAUGAGGUGGUUUUCCAAAGAGCCUGGUUUCGGCGAUUUCCGGCGGAAUCGCCAGCGUUCCUGAAGCUGCUGUAUCCCCUAGUUGAGUUCCCGGCCGCCUCCCCCGCCCGCGCCCGCUGGGUGGCGCCGCUGCCGCCGCCUGGGUGCCCGGCCGCGGGGCGGGGCCUGGGGGCCGCCGCGCUCCGCACUUGCCUGAAGCUUGGGCCGGCCGCCCGGGCCGGGGCCCUCCUUUCCUGGCAGCUGCCGCGGGUGGCGUCCAGCGUCCCCUGAGACCUCGGGCCCAGACACCAGCCUGGCCUGGCCCCGCCCCGCAGACGUCUGUGUGCUGUUUGAAAAUAAAUCUUAGUGUUCAAAACAAAAUGAAACAAACAAAAAUGACAAAAGUACUC